Protopolystoma xenopodis is the source of this 558-nucleotide messenger RNA. NCBI's taxonomy places the organism in Eukaryota, Metazoa, Platyhelminthes, Monogenea, Polystomatidea, Polystomatidae. The record is from the annotation of a GenBank genome assembly.
AUGAUUGGAUUUACUACAGACCCUCGCUCCUCUCGCUCAUCACCUUAUUGCACUGACGUUGCUCGUGUCACAAAUUCUCUUAUCCUUCACGUUAACGCCGAUGAUCCCGAGGCGGUGAUGCGUGUAGCUCGAGUAGCUUCUGAGUGGCGUGCUGAGUUCGGUAAAGAUGUUGUCAUUGAUCUUGUCUGUUACCGCCGAUCUGGGCAUAAUGAAAUGGAUGAGCCAAUGUUUACUCAGCCACUCAUGUACAAACGUAUUCGACAGCAAAAGAGUGUUCUGGAUACUUAUUCUCAAAAGCUGAUUGUAGAGGGUGUCAUCACAGAGCAAGAAUUUAUUAAUGAAAAGGAGAAAUAUGACAAGAUUUGUGAGGACUCGUAUGAAAAGGCUAAAAAACAAACCGUUGUUCACAACCGGGCAUGGAUUGACUCACCCUGGGUCGGAUUUUUUGACAACAAGGAUCCUAUGGUGCUUCCGGACACUGGAGUUGAUGAAUCUAUUUUGAAUCACAUAGGUAUCCCAUUACUGGAAUCAUUCUUUCUGAAUUUUUCGUUCCUAUAA